Vanessa atalanta (red admiral) is the source of this 1388-nucleotide messenger RNA. RefSeq names its product NADH dehydrogenase [ubiquinone] 1 alpha subcomplex subunit 10, mitochondrial (gene ND-42). Gene Ontology annotation, biological process: mitochondrial electron transport, NADH to ubiquinone. The record is from RefSeq and is a predicted model, not a curated record. Gene Ontology annotation, cellular component: cytoplasm. Lineage: Eukaryota; Metazoa; Arthropoda; Insecta; Lepidoptera; Nymphalidae. Bases 147 to 1340 code for a protein of 397 amino acids. The transcript has 5 exons.
AUUUUAAAUUAACUACUAGGAAUACAGGAUUAACUGUUAUAUGGAACGUAAUUUGUGUCUUGCGAAUGUCAAAAAUUUCACAGAGGUGUUAUGUCACAUCUCUUAAAUUAAUUUUUGUUAUUAUGUAUUGAUUAAAGCCAAGAAAUAUGGCGACUAUAAUCAGAACCACUUUGGUAAAGUUCAGCCCUCAAGGUGGAAAGAUCGCAGGAUGUACACUUGUCCAGAACAGGACCAUCAUGGGUAAAACCAUGCGGGAAUCGCUGGGUCCCCGACCACCAAAACCCCCUCCGUUUGACUACGAAAAUAAAUGUUACGGUUGGUUACGUAGCAUCGUAGACCGAACCACACACAGGUUCGAUGAGAAUUCCAAAGUUUUGGUAGUCGAAGGUCCAGUGGCCGUGGGUAAGACGCAGUUCGCUGCUAGCCUCGCUGAGGAUCUCGGCAUGAAACAUUUUCCCGAGGCCAACAUGGACAUUCACUAUAUCCGGCCAAAUGGUAUCGACCUUCGUAUGUUCGACAAGGACAUUCCAGAAGACACGAGAACUUUCGACCAUGUAAAUUUCAACCUGUCACCGAAUCACCGUCUUGCGGGCAACUACCAGAUCAUGAUGUAUAUUGCGAGAUAUAGUCAAUACAUCGAUGCUCUUACUCAUCUGCUAAACACUGGCCAAGGAGUUGUUCUAGAAAGAUCUCCAUACUCUGAUUUUAUUUUCCUAGAAGCUAUGUUUGCUCAGAAGUAUGUCAGCAAGGGUAUCAAGUCUGUGUACUAUGAGCUAAGAGCUAAUACUAUCGAGGACUUGAUGAGACCACAUUUAGUAAUCUACCUUGACAUGGCAGUGGAUAAGGUACAAGAAUCAAUCAAGAAGCGUGCCCUCAAGCAUGAGAUAGAAGGCAAAGCUUUGACUAAACCAUUUUUGACUGAAUUAGAACAUCAAUAUAAGAACAAAUAUCUCCGAGACAUUGCAACUCAUGCUGAGCUUCUUGUAUACGACUGGAGCGGUGGUGGUGACGUUGAAGUGGUUGUUGAAGAUAUUGAGCGUCUCAACUUCGAUCAGUACACGGAGCGCGAAGAGCCCAAGAUGAAGGACUGGCGUCUGCCCCGCGAAGUGGAUUGGGCUGAUAAGAGGAUGAUUUACACCAAUAACAAGAACUAUCUGAUGAACCUCUUCAACAUCCCUCGGUACGACGUGCCCGAACUGAUCACUGAUGCUGAAGACGGAUAUGAAAGAGACAAGGUUAUCUUCGAUCAUCCAGAUUUUCAGUACGUGGAGGGCUACGGCAGGAACGACUCUGGCCAACUGUUCAAGAACAAAGUGCCCAAGUAUACUGAAUGUAUUUAAAAUAUUCAAUCUGUAUAGUAGUUGUGAAUAAAACAAUAUAAUUACUUA